AAUCACACUCUUCCUAACCAACACUUUUCUUUCCCAAAAAAUUCAAUACCUCAUUCUCUUUUAGAACUUCAACCUUCUCCAUUUCCAUAACAAACUAAAGUAAUUAACACUCACGUAUACAUCAUGAGAAAACAAGAACAAAACCUCAUCCUCCAAAGAAGCACCAGCACCAUCGCCACAAGAUUAACAAGCACCAGAAGAAUAACCCCUUCCAACCACCACGCCCUCUUCCGCCUCUCCGACCCCGACGACGUUGCCGAAAAGCUCCUCGUACGGCGAGGUUCCUCCCCCUCCAUCUCCUCCUCCUCCUCCUUCAAGAAUAACCAAUCAUCACCACCACCACCAACAACAAGAAGAACAAGAACCAACAAUAACAACAAACUCUCAGUUCUAAUGCGCUCUUUCCUGUGCAUCUUCACCUUCCCUACAAUGAUCCCAGCAUGCAAAUUUUUCACUAUACCUUCCAACUUCUCCAUAACCCCUUCCACUGGUCGAAAAGUCACCGGAACACUCUUUGGCCACCGCCGCGGCCAUAUCUCCUUCGCCGUCCAGCUCGACCCGCGGGAGGAGCCUCUCCUCCUCCUCGAGCUCGCCAUCUCUACCGCCUCUCUCGUCAAGGAGAUGUCCUCCGGCCUCGUCCGCAUCGCGCUCGAGUGCGAGAAGGUCCUCUCCGCCGCCUCUCACGGCGGCCGGCACAGGAAGCUCUUCCAGGAGCCGACCUGGACUAUGUACUGCAACGGUAGGAAGUGCGGUUACGCGGUGUCGCGAACGUGCGGGGAGCGUGAGUGGCACGUGCUGAGAACGGUUCAGAGUGUGUCCGUUGGCGCGGGCGUAAUACCGCUGCUGGAAGACGGGGAGAAAGAAAGCAACGGCGGGUCAGAGGGCGAGUUGAUGUACAUGAGAGCGAGGUUUGAACGAGUCGUUGGAAGCCGUGACUCGGAAGCUUUCUACAUGUUGAAUCCUGAUGGUAGUGGAGGACCUGAACUCAGUAUUUUUCUUUUGAGAAUAUGAUCAUCUUUGAAUAAAUAUGAAAAUAAAAACUGUUAUAAUUUUUUUUUAUAAUAAUUAACCAAAGUUUAGGUGCUUCGUUACAUAUAAGAGGACCGAAAGUUACAUUCUUUUCAGUGUGUUCUGAACCUUUAUAAUCCGUGUCUGAUUUCUUCUUAGACAUUUAUAUAUAGGUUUUGUUUGUUUA
Arachis duranensis is the source of this 1195-nucleotide messenger RNA. Its product is annotated as protein MIZU-KUSSEI 1. Gene Ontology annotation, biological process: hydrotropism. The record is from RefSeq and is a predicted model, not a curated record. Bases 124 to 1011 code for a protein of 295 amino acids. The transcript has a single exon. NCBI's taxonomy places the organism in Eukaryota, Viridiplantae, Streptophyta, Magnoliopsida, Fabales, Fabaceae.